Dichotomopilus funicola is the source of this 1440-nucleotide messenger RNA. Its product is annotated as phosphoric diester hydrolase. The transcript is spliced from 3 exons. Gene Ontology annotation, biological process: lipid metabolic process. NCBI's taxonomy places the organism in Eukaryota, Fungi, Ascomycota, Sordariomycetes, Sordariales, Chaetomiaceae. The record is from RefSeq and is a predicted model, not a curated record. Gene Ontology annotation, molecular function: phosphoric diester hydrolase activity. Bases 1 to 1440 code for a protein of 479 amino acids.
AUGGCCAAACUCACCGUUCACGCCCUCCUCCUUCUCCCAUUCCUCCUCCCCCUCGUCCUCGCGGCCCCAGACCCAAACCCGCAAGCCGAAAUCACAACCACCUCCACCACCCUAACAACCUCAUCAUCCCCUUCCACCCCCUCCCCAACGCCAUCCAUAAUCUGUAACAACUCCCCCGACCUGUGCACCCGCGCCUACAACAACAUCACCCACCUCGGCGCCCACGACAGCCCCUUUGUCCGCGACCCCAGCACCCGUAACAGUGUCGCGGGAAACCAGUACUAUAACGCCACUGUUGCGCUGUCCGCCGGGGUUAGGUUGUUGCAGGCGCAGGUUCAUUUCUCUAACCCAUCAUCAUCAUCAUCUUCUUCUGCUUCGGGAGAGGGUGGGGGAGAUGGCGGGGUGCUACGGCUGUGUCAUACCGACUGUCGGUUGAUGGAUGCGGGGCGGUUGGAGGAUUGGUUGGGUACGAUUCGGGUGUGGUUGGAAGGGAAUGGGAAUGAGGUGGUGACGCUGUUGUUGGUGAAUUCGGAUGAUAGGGGGAGAGGGGUGUUUGGGGAGGCUUUUGAACGCGCUGGGUUGGGGAGGUAUGGGUUUGUGCCGGGGUCAACGUCCAACUCAACAACGUCGAAUUCCUCGGGGUCGAACUCAUCGGGGUCGAACUCAUCAGGGUCAAACUCAACAGGACCCAUCGCCUGGCCGACCCUGCAAACCCUCAUCACAGCCAACACCCGACUCGUCGUCUUCAUCGCCUCGCUCCCCGCCGUGUCCUCCUCAGCCCAAGAAACAGCCGACAGCCAGACCUACCCGUACCUCCUUAACGAAUUCGACCAUGUCUUCGAGACCGCUUACAAUAUCACCGACCCGUCGGCUUUUAACUGUGCCCUCGACCGGCCGGCGAAUACCACUUUCUCUUCUUCUUCUACCUCUGGCACAGACAACAAAGAGGGAACGCUAGCCCAACAAGCCCUCUCCGCCGGCCGUCUCCCCCUGCUCAACCACUUCGUCUACCUCCAACUAACCCCCGACAUCUGGAUCCCCUCGGCCAGCGGCGUCAACGCGACCAAUAGCCCGUCUGAAGCUGACAGCGAUGUUGGCGCGUUGGGGCGGCAUAUCAAGACUUGUCGGCAGGAAUGGAAUUCUUCCUCCUCCAAGCCAGUCUUCGUGCUAGUAGACUUCUACAACCACGGCCCGGCAAUCGAAGCAGUGGACAGAGCGAAUGGAAUUGUCGGGGUAGGCAGGGUGAAGGAGCCGGUUCCGUCGUCGUCGUCGUCGUCGGGGGAGCAGUGGAAUCAGAAUCAGGCCUGGGCUAUCAUACUGGCGAGUGUGUUGUCGGCGGUUUCGCUUGCGAUGGUUUGGUAUAUUUUUAGAAAUUCCCGUUGCUGGGUGUGUUGGGGGUGUUGUGGUCAGAAUCAUCCUGAGGGCUAUUAUCGUAAUUGA